AUGGCGUCUACAGCUAACCAAACCAAUGGUAUCCCCAAGAAGAAGCUUAUUCUCAAUGCCUUCGUUGAGUCAUGCAGUGGCCAUCAAUCCCCUGGCCUCUGGAGACACCCUGAAGAUCGAUCAGCCAACUUCAACAGCAUUCACCACUGGGUGGAGCUAGCUCAGUUGCUGGAGAGCGCCCAUUUUCAUGGCAUCUUCAUUGCUGAUGUUCUGGGUCCCUACGAUGUGUACAAAGGACCUCGUAACCCAGAUCCUGCCAUCAUAUCUGGGGCACAGCUGCCUGUAAAUGAACCACUGGUUUUGGUUCCGGCAAUGGCUGCAGCUACUAAAAAUAUCGGCUUCGGAGUUACCAUCGCAACGACGUAUGAGCAGCCGUACCAUCUUGCCCGUCGUCUGAGCACAGUGGAUCAUCUCUCUGGUGGCAGAGUUGGCUGGAACAUUGUGACCGGCUAUCUUGAUUCGGCUGCAAGAAAUUUAGGUCUCACGGAACAGCCACCUCAUGAUGAACGGUAUGCAAUUGCUGAUGAAUAUGUUGACGCUAUUUACAAACUUUGGCAAUCAUCGUGGAGAGAUGACGCCGUAAAGCUUGAUAGCCAAAAGGGCAUCUACACAGACCCAGCCCUCGUCAGGCCCAUCAACCACCAAGGGAAGUACUUUACGGUGCCAGGGCCGCACAUCUGUCAGCCAUCGCCUCAGCGGACUCCUGUUAUCAUGCAAGCUGGAACCUCAAAGGCUGGCAAGGCAUUUUCAGCUAAAAAUGCAGAGGCAAUCUUUGUUGCUGGACACAGUCCCUCCGUCAUAGCCAAGAACAUUGCAGAGAUUAGAGCUGCAGCACGAGACGAGUACAAUCGGGACCCUAGCACCAUUAAGUUCUUGGCUAUGCUUUGUCCCAUUAUUGGAAGGACCCAGGAAGAGGCUGAAGCUAAGUAUGCGGAUUAUAUCCAAUACGGCUCAGAGGAUGGUGCUUUGGCCCUAUUUGGUGGCUGGACUGGCAUCGAUCUAGCCCAAUACGACGAUGACCAAGAGCUCCGUCAUGUCGAGUCCAAUGCCAUUCGAUCUGCCGUAGAAACUUGGUCCAAAGCCUCCCCUUCCGUCCCCAAAUGGACAAAGCGCGCUGUGGCAAAGCACAUCCAAGUUGGGGGCCUAGGAGCCACAGUGAUUGGUACACCAGAGAAAGUAGCUGAUGAAAUGGAGCGGUGGGUCAGGGAAGCCGAUGUGGAUGGUUUCAACAUUGCAUACGCUCUUAUGCCCCAAACAUUCCAGGAUGUUAUUGAUUUGCUUCUCCCAGUCUUGAAAGAGAGGGGGCUAUUCUGGGAUGGAUACGCCGUUGAUGGAGGAACUUACCGUGAGAACCUAUAUGGAAAGAAAGGAGUGGCUCGACCACCAGCAGAUCAUCCAGCUGCUAGAUACCAUUGGCGAGCGGACUCAAGUUAG
Molecule: messenger RNA, 1434 nt
Organism: Trichoderma virens Gv29-8
Lineage: Eukaryota; Fungi; Ascomycota; Sordariomycetes; Hypocreales; Hypocreaceae
Exons: 3
Coding region: 1-1434 (477 amino acids)
Molecular function (GO): monooxygenase activity; oxidoreductase activity, acting on paired donors, with incorporation or reduction of molecular oxygen
Source: RefSeq, a predicted model, not a curated record